CUUGAAGACGCGCGACCGUAUCUGAGCAGAUAAUUCGCCCGCUGCAUUCGGGCGCAGGAAUAUGACCACCUCGCCGUCGAAACCGGAGUCUUCAGGCGGCAGCUAUGAUAACGAGAUCGAGGAGCUGAGAGGGGCUGGGUUGCUACUGCGCGCAGUGACUCUCACCUCGGAGUUGCUGCCGCUGCGGAAGAACAGCCAAAGGGCCCAGCCCAUGGCACAGACCAGCUCCACCAAGAUGCUGACCUACCUCCAGCCGAAGAUCGCGUGGCAGUGGUUCUGGAACGCCCCUGGUUGCUGGUGCUGGUACUGGCGCCUGUCUGCUUGGGCCUGGCCGGUUGGUUUUCGCGCCCUGCUCAUGUACAGCAUCGUCUACAAGUCCCGCGAAUGCGUUGUGGAGCAGUCGAAGGCAACCCUUGAGAAGGCGGAGGCUUGCAACGUGCCUGAGCAGGCCAUUGAGAAGAAGGCGUUCCACGAGGCCAAGGCAGCGCUGGAAGCCGAGCUGGAGCAGUCCAAGGCAGCGGAUGUUUCGCGCGCAAAAGAGCUGGAAGAAGAGAACGCUCAGCUGCGGGAGCAGCUGAGAGUUCUGGAACAGCGCCUGGCCGAGGCGGAGGCUCGUCUCAAGGGCGAUGACAUGAGGGAGCUAGACAGCACUCACUCGAGUGCCGUGGAGACUGAGGCGGGGGAGGUCGCAAAGCCCGACCAAGACAAGGCGUCGGUUCCCUCGCGAUUUGAGUUGAUGCAGGGCAGCCGUGGCCUUGCAGCCGCCAGCCAGCCGGCGCUGGCUGCGCUCGAGGCUGUUCCUUGCCUGGAAGGCGACCGGCAAGCAGACAGAGGAGUCAGAGCCAGCGCCGUUGCCCGCGCCGAUGGAGCCACAGGACCAGGAGAGCGUCCCGGACUCUGGCGAGGCGUCUCAGGAGAUGGAGAUCGUUGUGCCAGAAGGCACGGUUCAGCCAGAGCCGACUGCCACCCAGCCAGUGACUGCGGAGCCUGUGUAGCCUUCGAGCCAGAGGAGCAGAUGGUGAAGCUGAAGAUUGAGGUCCCGAAGGUCUUCGAGCACGCGCCGCCGGCUCUCAGGAGAAGGCGCGGCGGCCACUCAAGCCGCCGCCGCCGCCGCCGCCAGAAGACAGGUGACUCUUCUGGGCGCGCUGAGCCGGGCCGCGAACUGCGCUAAGCUUCAAGUCGUUCGGUUAAACUUUCGCCCAACUUCAGUCGCCGCGGCACAGUGCUGCUGUUAGUCAGAUUUUCGCACAUUUCUUGGCACGAGCCGAGAUCCUUGAAUGGCACGGCUUCCAUUGCGGG
Messenger RNA from Effrenium voratum, 1299 nucleotides. The record is from the annotation of a GenBank genome assembly. Lineage: Eukaryota; Dinophyceae; Suessiales; Symbiodiniaceae.